CAGCACUUAACACACGACAACAACAAAAUAUUUAGGAAAAAAAAUUAAAAAGGAAAAGGCCAUGUCAGCUCCGCUAACCCGAAAUUGGCCUUAUCUCAGGCAGCAGAUGACAGCCCUGCUCCUUAAUACAUCGCCAGUGAUCACAGGAAUCUGCCUGGUCACUACUGUUGGUUACAUUUUAUCCUUUUCUGAAAUGGCCGUUCUGCUACUAAGUGUCACUCCAGGAUAUAUCUUGCCAAAUGGGAAAUUCUGGUUGUGGACCGCGUUCACAUUUUGGCUUAUUGAACUGCAUUGGUGGGAGGUGGCUGUUGACGUUGUCACCGUUGGACUAUGUGGAAAGAUGCUGGAGCCCCUCUGGGGUCAAUUUGAGAUGUUCAAGUUCUUUGCUUUAAGCAAUUUUGGUGUGUCGCUGCUCACUACGAUUUACUACCUUUUCUACUAUAUGAUUACGAAGAACCCAACAAUAUUGUUUGAUGUGCAUAUUCAUGGCUUGGCCGGAUAUGUGGCAGGGAUUUGUGUCGCUGUUAGACAAAUCAUGCCAGAUCAUUUAAUCUUCAAGACACGCUACGGACGACUUACAAACAGAAAUGUCCCUCUCACGGUUCUCAUCUUGGCUAUUAUAUGCUGGGCAAUUGGAUUUUUGGAUGGUACUUACCCUGCCAUGUUUGCCUCUGGAUCUUUGGUAUCUUGGAUAUAUUUGCGUUUCUAUCAGCAUCAUCCAAAUGGUCGUGGAGAUAGCUCUGAAAGCUUCACAUUUGCUAGUUUCUUUCCCAAUGUAUCACAGUCUUUUAUCAGCAUGUUGGUGAACCCCAUUUACAACUGUUGCCUACGCGCAGGCGUGGUCAAGACACCGACGCCCUUGAGAACGAUAUCAACUUCAAGUUUAACAUCGAUCUCUGUGCAAAUGCCAGGAGUGGAUCCGCAUGAUAUUGAAAGAAGACGACAAAUCGCUCUAAAGGCUUUAAGCGAGCGAUUGAAGGCCACGGAUUCCAGCCGGCACUCUCAGCUGCCAAAGUCAUUUCCACAGCAGCAGCAGCAACAUCAUCAUCAUCAACACCAUAACCAGCAUUCACAUCACCAUCAGCAAAAACAUCAUAGCGGUCACAGCAGUCAUGGUCAUAGCCAUAGUCCUGGUCAAAGCCAACCACAACCAGACUUUCUCAAGCCCAGCAGCAGCACUUCCAGUUCGCAGCUGCCCAUUACAUCGUCGCGAUCUGAGCCGCGUAUGAUAAGCACAAUGAGCACUAUUGCAAUACCCAUGCCUGCUCCGCCACCCAAAGAGGGGGCACAUGAUGAAGAAGGCAACGAUGUUUCUAAAUCGACUUUAAUUAAUUUGGACGACGUCGCAUCCACGACAUCAUCGACGGCUUAGAUGUGUGUCUCCAUCUUAACAUAAAUUAAUUCCUUUUGAUAUUUCUAUUUGAUCCUCUUCAUAUAUUUAACAUUGUCUAUGUUUUCGAUUUUAAUUACUGCUUGCCCUUGCACUAUGAUGCAACGGAAUACCAAAAAGAAAAUAUUUCUGUUGUUGUCGUCCUUAUAUAUAAUUGAAAAAAGAAAAUAUGCUUUAUUUAGUUAAAUAACUGUAAAUAUAUAUAGAUAUUUAAAAACCC
Molecule: messenger RNA, 1610 nt
Organism: Drosophila willistoni
Lineage: Eukaryota; Metazoa; Arthropoda; Insecta; Diptera; Drosophilidae
Product: transmembrane protein 115
Exons: 4
Coding region: 62-1372 (436 amino acids)
Biological process (GO): retrograde vesicle-mediated transport, Golgi to endoplasmic reticulum
Cellular component (GO): membrane; Golgi apparatus
Source: RefSeq, a predicted model, not a curated record